Messenger RNA from Ochotona princeps (American pika), 2874 nucleotides. It is a transcript of the gene RFWD3, whose product is annotated as ring finger and WD repeat domain 3. Gene Ontology annotation, cellular component: site of double-strand break; nucleus. Gene Ontology annotation, biological process: double-strand break repair via homologous recombination; interstrand cross-link repair; protein ubiquitination. Gene Ontology annotation, molecular function: protein binding; ubiquitin protein ligase activity. The record is from RefSeq and is a predicted model, not a curated record. The transcript is spliced from 13 exons. The coding region runs from base 197 to 2620 and encodes 807 amino acids. Lineage: Eukaryota; Metazoa; Chordata; Mammalia; Lagomorpha; Ochotonidae.
AGAAGAAAGGAUGCUAUUGGCUGUCCGGCUUGGUCUGUCAUCCAAUAAGAGCAGGCCGGCUCGGCGCCGUCGGGCGUCUUGACGCUGGAGCGGCUUGAGGAAACGGCGGUUUGUGAGCUCGGGUUCGUGUCGGAGUUGAGCUGCUCUCGGGUGGACGGGAGUCCCCGUUCCCCUGAGGCGUCCUUCAGCCUUAGUGAUGGCUCAUGAAGCAAUGGAAUAUAACAUUCAAGUGCAGGUGGAACAUCCUGCCUCAGAACAGCUUGUUCCUGAUGUGUUCGUAACCAGGCCAGGACAGUUUCUCAUCCUGCCGCCUCAUGUUGAAGUUGUCAGCAGCCAAGAGGGAUCACUUGUGAUCCAGCCUAAUCGUGUUGAAGUUGUGAACAGACAAGAGCAAGCACCCCUGCUUCAGCCUACUUCUGUUGAAGGGGCUGACAGCCAAGGGAUGCCCCCCUUGCUCCAGCCACCUCCUGCGGAUGUAGGCCACAGACACUUCAUAGUGCCCCUGCUUCCUCCUGCUCCCCAGGACUCUGUCAGCCAGCCGGAGGAAGUAGGCCUUGCCAGGGAGGUUUCUGUGGAGACCAUGGAUCCUGGAGCACCUGAGCAGCAUGGGCAGAUCCUGGCAGCUAACCACAAUUUCCAGGAGGCUUCAUUGGGUUCCGUGAGCAACUUCAUCAGUGGACUACAGAGACUUCACGGCAUGCUGGAAUUCCUGAGACCUCCCAAUGCAGAGCACAGUGUGGGGCCGGUGCGAGUGAGGAGAAGGGGGGCUGCUUCACGCAGAGCCAGAAUUGGAGGGUCGCAAAGGACCGAUAAUGCCAGAUUGAGAACACCACUGGAUGCUUAUUUCCAGGUGAGCAGGACCCAGCCUCCCAUGUCCGAUACCACUGAUAAUUCAGACACUAGGAAUCCUGUGCCUGAAAAUUUGGUUCUGUCAAGUGGUUCUGCUUCUGACAGUGAUAGCUCUGCAGAGAAUGAAGAAGUGGUUGCCCAGCCAGAGCAACCUGGAGAUGUCAUUUUAGAAGAGCAAGAAGGAGGUGUCUCAACAGAGCAAGAAGCUACAUGUACCGAUGAAGGCAGGGUUGCCUCUGAACAGUCUCGCAGUGGGUCCAGCCCUGUCGCACCUUCUGCUUCUGUUGAUGAUGAAGAAGGGGACACAUGCACGAUUUGUUUGGAACAGUGGACUAAUGCUGGGGAACACCGGCUGACAGCACUACGUUGUGGGCAUCUUUUUGGGUAUAAGUGCAUUUCUAAGUGGCUCAAAGGACAAGCACGAAAAUGUCCCCAGUGCAAUAAGAAAGCCAAGCACAGUGACAUUGUUGUUCUUUAUGCCCGAAAUCUGAGAGCUUUGGACACGAGUGAACAGGAGCAGCUCAAGAGUUCCUUACUGAAGGAGCAAAUGCUUAGGAAGCAUGCUGAGUUAGAAUCAGCCCAGUGCCGGCUGCAACUCGAGGUCCUCACUAAUGAAUGCACUAAACUGCAGAGUCGUAUUCAGGACUUGCAAACCCUGAUUCUGCAACAUAGGGAGCAGACUUUACAGCAGCCCGGAGGCUCUCAGGCACAGUCCCUGGGCUGCCAGCCUUCCAGCCAGGGGCAGCACAAGUACCACUUCGAGAAGACCUUCCCAGUGUCUCAGACAGGAAACUGCCGGAUCAUGGCAUACUGUGAUUCUCUUAGCUGCCUGGUGGUGUCGCAGCCUUCUCCUCAGGCCUCGUUCCUUCCAGGCUUUGGUGUUAAGAUGUUGAGUACUGCCAACAUGAAAAGCACUCAGUACAUUCCAAUGCAUAGCAAACAGAUCCGUGGUUUGGCUUUCAACACCCGGUCUAAAGGCUUGCUGCUUUCUGCUUCCCUGGACAAUACAAUUAAACUGACCAGCCUGGAGACAAAUACUGUGGUGCAGACUUACAAUACUGGACGGCCUGUUUGGAGCUGUUGCUGGUGUCUCGAUGAAAACCAUUUUUUCUAUGCUGGACUGGUCAGCGGUUCAAUCCUUGUAUAUGACCUGCGAAAUACAAGAUGUCACGUCCAGGAAUUGGUCUCUCAGAGAGCCAGAUGCCCAAUGGUAUCCCUGUCAUACAUACCCAAAGCUGCCUCAGCUGCCUUUCCAUACGGUGGGGUACUGGCUGGAACCUUGGAGAAUGCUUGCUUCUGGGAGCUGAAAGCAGGCCUUCUGCAUUGGCCUUAUUCACUGCCCUUGGAGCAAGGGGGCUGCAUAGACUUUCAGACCGAGAGCAGCACCCGGCACUGUCUUGUGACCUUCAGGCCAGAUAAAAACCACAACACUAUGAGAAGUGUGCUGAUGGAGAUGUCGCACAGGAUAAACGAUGCUGGAGACCGUGUCUGCCUCUGCAAUCCUGUACAGACGUUCCAUGGUGGCCCCACUUGCAAACUACUUACCAAAAAUGCCAUCUUCCAAAGUCCAAAGCAUGAUGGCAGCCUUUUGGUGUGCACUGGGGAUGAAGCAUCAAAUUCUGCCUUGCUGUGGGAUGCUGGCAGUGGCUCCAAGUUGCAGGACCUGCAGACUGAUCAGCCUGUGUUGGAUAUCUGCCCAUUUGAGGUGAACCAUAGUAGCUACUUGGCCACCUUAACAGAGAAGACCGUCCACCUGUAUAGGUGGCAGUGACCUUAGUUUUGAACUUUCAGAUGUGCUGAUGAUGUUAAUGUUAAAUGUUCUUUGCUGGCACCUGGCAGUGCUCAGUAAUACUCCUUGGUAUUACUUGUGGACUAGAAUUUGGGGACCAUGAUUCUUUUGGAGCAGUGUGAUUCUGGAGCGCCAGGUCAUUGAGACACUCUGGAUUAUCUGUCUGCUAUGUCCCUGGAGUGGUGGUACUCCAUCUACAUUAUCCAUUUCUCGGGUUAUAAGCCUUUGUGAGUCCU